Messenger RNA from Fusarium pseudograminearum CS3096, 1161 nucleotides. RefSeq lists its product as uncharacterized. Gene Ontology annotation, molecular function: dioxygenase activity. Bases 1 to 1161 code for a protein of 386 amino acids. Lineage: Eukaryota; Fungi; Ascomycota; Sordariomycetes; Hypocreales; Nectriaceae. The transcript is spliced from 4 exons. The record is from RefSeq and is a predicted model, not a curated record.
AUGGACUCAAUCUCGGCAGAACCCUCUAUGGAUUUGCCUGUGAUAGACCUCGAUGUCUACCUCAACAAUCCUGUCGACUCGGAGGCUGUGCAGGAAGAAUGUCGCAAAGCAGCCAGUGCCCUUAUCACCUACGGAGCUCUUGUACUUCACGACAGCCGCGUCUCAGAAAAGGACAACUCAACUUUCCUUGACAUCCUCGAGGAUUAUUUUGCACAGCCUGUAGAAAUUCUCAAGAAGGAUGAGAAGCCUGAGCUGAGCUAUCAGAUCGGUGUCACACUAGAAAACACCGAAAAGCCAAAAUGUGCGGUUGAUGAGCCUUGUUUGGAUGUAAUCCAGAGACUUGACCCAUCACAAAGACCGCUAGACAUCACAGCACACUCUCCUGACCCGAAAUGCAGGUUCUUUUGGAGGAUGGGGGAGCAACCGCCUUUCGAGACUGAGUUUCCUGGUUUGAACGCCGCAAACGUUGUGCCCGAAGCCCCUCACAUCAAGGACCGCUGGGAACCGGCCAUGAAUCAAUGGGGGACAUCUAUGAAGAGCGCCGUCUCUAAACUUGCAGAAAUGGCUGCCGUUGGCCUGGACUUGCCGGCUCAGUUCUUCAGUGACGCUGGGAAAUACGGACCUCACCUUCUUGCUCCCACAGCUUCAGAUCUAACCAAAUAUGGCCAAAAGGAUACCAUUCUCGCUGGUUUCCAUACCGACCUCAACUUCCUCACCAUUCAUGGGCGCUCCCGCUACCCAGGCCUUCACAUUUGGGCUCGCAACACCGGGAACCGUAUUGCGGUAAAGAUACCACCGGGGAACUACUUGUUGGUUCAGGCGGGCAAGCAGCUCGAGCACAUCACUGGUGGACUCAUAAAGGCGGGCUUCCAUGAAGUCAUCGUCAACGAUAAGACCAUCGAGACUAUCGAGAAGAGGAAGCGCGAGUUCCCUGACAGGCCUCUUGUCAGGAUCUCAAGUACCUUGUUCUGGCAUUUGGGAAGUGACGUUGACCUAACACCUGUACCCAAGCUUGCUGCGAGAGUGAAGGAAGUCAGAGAGCGCCAGAAGGAACUGGGACGAGACGAAGGGCGAGAGGUUGAGUACCCCCCUAUGAAGGUUGGACACCAAGUACAGGCGAAUAUCUGCAGGCCAAUGGACAUGCGGAACAAUGAUUUAUGA